AUGAGAACCGGAUUUUUUGUUUCCUGCCGCUUGAACAAGGAGCCCAGAGGACUAAAAGAGGUGAUCAGCAGGCUUCAGAGGCUUGUGGAGCCCUUGGGAGCAGCCAUAGAAGAAAAAAGCAUCAAGCAGAUUCUUGAGGAAGAAAUAGAGGAGUACAAGAGCUCGACCAGAUUUGUCAGACAUGACGGCCACAGAUGCAUCCUAUUUCUGGAAAACAGAAGCAACGAGCCGUCGCUAUCCCUGUUUUACAAGCUCCGAGCAUCGGGAGCAAGGUUUGAGUAUGUGCACAGAAUAGUUCCGUUGGAGAGAUUUUUCCGGUUUGACGAGGAGAAGAUUCUGGAGAGCAUCAGGGGGCUCGAUGGAACCAAGAGCUACAAGAUAGUGUAUGAAGAGAGAAUGUGCUCUCCAGGUAUCAAGGAUAAGGUUUUCAACCUCAUAACUGCAAGUCUUUCUCUAAGGGUUGACCUCAAGGCACCGCACUACAUGAUUGCAGUCCAGGGAUUUAAAAACAACCUGGGGAUCUCUGUUGUCGAAGGCGAAAAGGAGAACUUUAACUUUUCUGCUAUAUGA
Molecule: messenger RNA, 570 nt
Organism: Encephalitozoon cuniculi GB-M1
Lineage: Eukaryota; Fungi; Microsporidia; Unikaryonidae
Exons: 1
Coding region: 1-570 (189 amino acids)
Biological process (GO): tRNA modification
Molecular function (GO): RNA binding
Source: RefSeq, marked provisional